Messenger RNA from Linum tenue, 440 nucleotides. The record is from the annotation of a GenBank genome assembly. Lineage: Eukaryota; Viridiplantae; Streptophyta; Magnoliopsida; Malpighiales; Linaceae.
CAAACUGAAAACCGCCUCAGAAAACAAAAGAAGAAACUGAAGGGGGAGCUUUCGUACGAUCUUCAUGGUCCAAUCCAAUUCCACAUGCAUAUUUUCCGCUAUUUCAGUUCAGUUCUGCUCACUGAGCGGACAAUAAAUAUGAAAUUGGAGAUUGAAGAAGAAAGCGGAAAACAAAUUCCUCGAGUGGGGGCUGCCAUGCUAUGCAUGUCAUCGUUUCAGUUAGAUCGGAACGGAUCUGGUGGCAUGCAAGCUCUCAGAAGGAGUCUUCUCCCCGUUGUGGUUUCGUUCUUCUUUCCAGAUCCAGAAUCAUGAAAGUGGCGGUUGUGCUUCAGGGAUGAUGUGGGCAAUUAUUUUCCUUUUGUCAAAGUAUAGAUUAUGUAUAGAUUAGGAAAGCAAAACAUAUUUGAAGCGGUGUGAAAUUUUUCUUUAUCCAAUUUUCC